AUGACAAUCAACGGGAUAUGGGAGUGGGCGAACCACGUAUCACAAAAAGUAGCUGUAGAGACGCUUCGUGGGAAGGUAAUUCGGGAAAAAAAGUGUUUUUUAAAAAUUUUGAAAAAAUAUUUUUUUUUUAAGUUUAAAAAAAUUGUAAAAAAUCAAAUUUUCAGAAUCCAACGCCUUCGAGAGCUCAAAAUCACCCCAAUUGUGGUUUUCGACAGUAUCAGCACUAGCUCACCGGCUCAUGAAGGGGCAGAUCAAGAAGAAUUUGUCCCUAGGAAGCGCCGGAGCUUUGGAGACUCCCUAUUCACGAAUCUGGCGGAUCCGGUGUACAAAACUAAUAUGCUCCUUUCCCAGAUGGGCGUCAAAGUGAUCAUUUCCCCGGGCGACGGUGAGGCUCAAUGUGCUCGUUUGGAGGAGUUGGAAGUCACUUCUGGAUGUAUUACCACGGAUUUCGACUAUUUUCUGUUCGGCGGAAAGAAUUUGUAUCGUUUCGACUUUACUGCCAGUGGAAAUGUCGCACUUUUACACGAUGUGGUCCAUUUGUCGUUGGGAAGGAUGAAUAUUGAGAAAAAAGUCGACCGUCCGCACCUCAUCUCCACAGCGAUCCUCCUCGGAUGUGACUAUUUCCAGCGUGGCGUUCAGAAUAUAGGCAUCGUCACCGUUUUCGACAUUCUCGCAGAAUUCGGAGACGAUGGAAAUGAAGACGUCGAUCCACACGUGAUUCUGGAUCGAUUUUAUUCGUAUGUGAAGGAGGAGAUCCCGGCUAGAUCGGAGGAUAGUUCGAGGAAACUUCGGCUGAGACGGAAGAAGUUCAAUUUUCCACAAGGAUUUCCGAAUUGUCAGGCUGUUGAAAACGCAGUGAAAAUGUAUCUGCAACCGUCAGUCUACCACACGAUGCCACAAAGUUCUGCUGCUCCAAGUCCAGUUAGUAUGGAAAAAAUCGAAUUAAUCCUGAAAAAAGAGUGUGGAUGGUCGCCGGAACGCCUUCAAAAAGAGCUAUCGACGAGUGAGAGACGGACCAGAAACAUCACGAAUACAGUAACCCAGCCAAGGAUUAAUGAGUUCUUCAAUUCAACGAAAAUGAAGAGUUUCUCGCCGAUUGUGGAGCCUUGUGACUCGUUGGACGACUAUAUUUCAUCGAAUAAUAACUGGGUGAAGAAGAGAAAACGGACUGGAGAGUCUCCGAAAGUCACGCCACAGAGGAAACGGAGUGCUAAAGUUUGCAUUCCCCACAAACCCAAUCACCAUGGGGUCAUCACACUCGACGACUCGGAUUGA
Messenger RNA from Caenorhabditis briggsae, 1275 nucleotides. It is a transcript of the gene Cbr-gen-1, whose product is annotated as Protein CBR-GEN-1. Lineage: Eukaryota; Metazoa; Nematoda; Chromadorea; Rhabditida; Rhabditidae. Gene Ontology annotation, molecular function: DNA binding; 5'-flap endonuclease activity. Bases 1 to 1275 code for a protein of 424 amino acids. The transcript has 6 exons. The record is from RefSeq and is a predicted model, not a curated record.